Messenger RNA from Oncorhynchus gorbuscha (pink salmon), 4059 nucleotides. It is a transcript of the gene rps6ka5, whose product is annotated as ribosomal protein S6 kinase, polypeptide 5. Gene Ontology annotation, molecular function: magnesium ion binding; ATP binding; protein serine/threonine kinase activity. Gene Ontology annotation, biological process: protein phosphorylation; intracellular signal transduction; regulation of DNA-templated transcription. The record is from RefSeq and is a predicted model, not a curated record. Bases 175 to 2754 code for a protein of 859 amino acids. NCBI's taxonomy places the organism in Eukaryota, Metazoa, Chordata, Actinopteri, Salmoniformes, Salmonidae. The transcript is spliced from 17 exons.
CACAUUUUUGUCUUGCUUGGCAAGCUAACCAGACCUUUCCCCUCAAUGCUCAACACCACAUUUACAAUCAGAUAUAGCUAGCUGACGUUACAUGUGAUUCUGUCAUUUCAAAUUAUCUUAGCUAUGUUGAUGGUUUGCUAAUCAAGUGUAUAUUUUGGGCACAUUUGGAAUACAAUGCCAUCUUCGAUGGAAGGAUCUUCUAGAGAAGGUGACCUGUUUACUGUGAAACAUGAGCUGAAAAAUGCCAACCUGACCGGCCACAUAGAGAGGGUGGGCAUCGAGAACUUUGAGCUGCUAAAGGUCCUGGGAACUGGAGCCUAUGGCAAGGUGUUCCUGGUGCGCAAAGUGAGCGGUCACAAUGCAGGGCAACUAUACGCCAUGAAGGUGUUGAAGAAGGCCACAAUAAUACAGAAGGCCAAGACAGCAGAGCACACACGCACAGAGAGACAGGUUCUGGAACACAUCAGGCAGUCACCGUUCCUCGUUACCCUCCACUACGCCUUCCAGACGGACACCAAGCUGCACCUCAUUCUAGAUUAUGUGAACGGUGGGGAGCUCUUCACACACCUGGUGCAGAGGGUUCGGUUCAAGGAGCAGGAGGUAGCUUUGUACAGUGGAGAGAUGGUGCUGGCACUGGAGCACCUACACCAGCUGGGGAUAGUCUACAGAGACCUGAAGCUGGAGAACAUCCUCAUGGACUCCAGCGGGCACAUAGUGCUCACAGACUUUGGCCUGAGCAAAGAGUUUGAUGAGUUGGAGAGGGCUUACUCUGUCUGUGGCACCAUUGAGUACAUGGCCCCAGAGAUCGCAGCGGGAGGAGAGGCAGGACAUGACAUGGCAGUAGACUGGUGGAGCCUUGGGGUAUUGAUGUAUGAACUUAUGACAGGCGGAUCACCAUUCACCGUCGAUGGAGACGACAACUCUCACACAGAUAUUGCCAAGAGGAUCUCAAAGAAGGACCCUCCGUUCCCCAAAGACAUGGGCCCUCUGGCCAAAGACCUCAUCCAGGGCCUCCUCAUCAAAGACCCAAAGAAGAGACUGGGCUCUGGGCCUGACGGAGCAGAAAACGUUAAGAAACAUCCAUUCUACCAGAAGAUUAACUGGGAGGACUUAGCAGCUAAGAGGGUGCCCGCCCCGUUCAAGCCGGUGAUCAGGGAUGAGCUAGAUGUCAGCAACUUUGCGGAGGAGUUCACUGAAAUGGACCCCACCUACUCCCCUGCAGCUCUGCCUCAGAACUGUGAUCGCAUCUUUCAGGGCUACUCGUUCAUGGCCCCCUCCAUCCUGUUCAAGUGGAACGCUGUAAUGGACGACACUCUACAGCUGUGUGGAGGAUCAGGGUCACAGAGGCCGGGGUCUGCUGCUGUGGCCCGCAGCGCCAUGAUGAAGGACUCUCCGUUCUAUAUGAACUAUGAGAUGAACCUGAAGGACAAUGCUCUGGGCGAGGGCAGCUUCUCCAUCUGUAGGCAGUGCACCCACAAGAAGACUGGCCAGAAGUACGCUGUGAAAAUCGUCAGCAAGAGGAUGGAGGCCCAGACACAGAAAGAGAUUGCAGCUCUGAAGCUCUGCGACGGCCACCCCAACAUCGUCAAGACUCACGAGAUUUACCAUGAUCAGCUGCAUACGUACCUGGUGUUGGAGCUGCUGCGUGGUGGAGAGCUGCUGGAGAGGAUACGGAGGAAGCAGCACUUCAGUGAGACUGAGGCGAGCCGCAUCAUGAGGAGACUGGUGUCAGCCGUCAGCCACAUGCACGAUGUAGGAGUGGUGCACAGGGACCUCAAGCCAGAGAACUUGCUGUUCACAGAUGAGAGUGAGAACUCUGAGAUAAAGAUCAUAGACUUUGGCUUCGCCCGGCUGAAGCCCCCAGACAACCAGCUGCUGAAGACGCCGUGUUUCACCCUGGCCUACGCCGCGCCGGAGAUCCUCAAAUACGACGGCUACGACGAGUCAUGUGACCUCUGGAGCCUGGGCGUCAUCCUGUACACCAUGCUGUCGGGUCAGGUGCCAUUCCAGUGUCAGGGGAAGAGUUUGACCCACACCAGCGCUGAAGAGAUCAUGAGGAAGAUUAAACAGGGAGACUUCUCCUUCGAGGGCGAGGCCUGGAGGAGUGUCUCGCAGCAGGCCAAGGACCUUAUACAAGAGCUGCUGACAGUGGACCCUGACAAGCGGAUCAAGAUGUGUGGUCUGAGGUACAACGCCUGGCUCCAAGACGACAGCCAGCUCUCCUCCAACCCUCUGAUGACACCAGACAUCCUGGGCUCCUCCACCACCGUGUCCGUACACACCUACGUCAAGGCUACCUUCAACGCGUUCAACAAGUGUAAGCGGGAGGGUUUCCGUCUGCAGACGGUGGACAAGGCCCCGCUGGCCAAGAGGAGGAAGAUGAAGAAGACCAGCACCAGCACAGAGACCAGGAGCAGCUCCGGUGAGAGCACCCACUCCUCUUCCUCCUCCUCCCAGUCCCACCAGGACACCCACUCCUCUUCCUCCUCCUCCCAGACCCACCAGGACACCCACUCCUCUUCCUCCUCCUCCCAGACCCACCAGGACACCCACUCCUCUUCCUCCUCCUCCCAGACCCACCAGGACACCCACUCCUCUUCCUCCCAGACCCACCAGGUGAAGACGGGUGGAGACCCCAACCCUUCCCCCCAGCCCUCCAACACCACCCCUGUCACGACGCCCCUCGCCCUGGGCUCAGACAGCGACCCUGCCCCGGAACGCCCGCGCCCUCCAGCCUUCCACUUCUCACAAUGAGAGACAGGCGGUGUAUUAAAAGGGGAUCAGCCUGAGCACGGCUGAUUCGCUAAUCUUAAUUCGUAGGUCAGUCUUUCUGUGCGGUCACAUGCGGUCGAUCUCAAAACGCACUGAGGGGAAAGAAGGCAGGGAGAAGGCCUGCGCCGUCAGAAAGAUGGUUGGACGGACGGCAGGGAGAACCCUCUAUUGUUCUCUCCCUCUCUUGCUCUCCUUCCAUGGCAGCUCGCAGUCAAUCAGUCACACGCAUGGACAGCAAGCGCGCGCACGCCUCAAACUGAGCAUGCAGUGGGAGCAGGAACCACCUCUCGGUCAUUGCUAGCAGUAGACACACGCCAAAUGAUAAGGGCUCCUCUAUGGAUUCAGGGCUAGACAGCGGUGAGAACCCUCUACAACCACAACUCUGUUUCAGUCAUGUCUUUUUGUUUGUUGGUUUGUUGGUUUGUCAGGUUUAGUAGAUGGUCGUCCUGGUUGUGUUUCUUGGUCUCUUUUUAUGCUGGCAUGUUGCGUUAUUAAAAAAAUGGGCCGCUAAGCCACAAGUACUGCAGCUUCUCACGUUGGGGUGAACCUCGAGUUUUUAAAGCGGAGCACAUAUAUUUAGCAGGAUUUUAUGUAUGACAAUAAUGCAGACCGAAAUUCUUUCUUCUUUUUGUGUUAACUUAUUAAUGGUUCACAGAUGUUUGUGAUAGAUGGAAAAGCUCAGACCACCAACCUGAGAUCUAGAACCCCCCCCAUGAGAUCUAGAACCCCCCCCCCCCCUGAGAUCUAGAACCCCCCCCCUGAGAUCUAGACCCAGUGUCAUCUCAUUGCAAAACGUUUCAAUGGCAGGUUGAUGUUAUGUUUCAGGUCUAUUCAGUGUUUUGUUGUGGACGACAAAUAGUAGGGUAGGAUCCUCAUAUACAUCAACUUGUCUUGAAGGUGGCAGGGGAGUUACAAGUACUGUGCCAAAAACCUCUGCCUUUUCUACAUUAGAUGCUGUCUCCUGCCCUUGUGUCUGUCUGUGUUUGUCUGUCUGUCUCUAAAGUUUUAGAACAGCUACUCAUUCAAGUGUUUUUCUUUUGACAAAUUUCUACAUUGUAGAAUAAUAGUGAAGACAUCAAAACUAUGAAAUAACACACAUGGUAUCAUGUAGUAACCAAAAAAGUGUUCCAAAAAUCAAAAUAGUUUUUAUAUUGGCGAUUCAGCCACCCUUUGCCUUUGACAGCUUUGCACACUUGGCAGUCUCAACCAGCUUCAUGAGGUAGUCACCUGGAAUGCAUUUCAAUUAACAGGUGUGCCUUAAAAGUUAAUUUGUGGAAUUUAUUUCCU